This is a messenger RNA of Carlito syrichta (Philippine tarsier), 936 nucleotides long. RefSeq names its product olfactory receptor 52A5-like. The transcript has a single exon. The coding region runs from base 1 to 936 and encodes 311 amino acids. Gene Ontology annotation, biological process: G protein-coupled receptor signaling pathway. The record is from RefSeq and is a predicted model, not a curated record. NCBI's taxonomy places the organism in Eukaryota, Metazoa, Chordata, Mammalia, Primates, Tarsiidae. Gene Ontology annotation, molecular function: G protein-coupled receptor activity; olfactory receptor activity. Gene Ontology annotation, cellular component: membrane.
AUGGUCAAACUCAAUGGCACAGUCUUCAUGCCUUUGAUGCUCACACUGAUUGGAAUCCCUGGCUUGGAGUCUGUGCAGUUCUGGAUUGGGAUUCCAUUCUGUGCCAUGUACAUCAUUGCUCUAUUUGGGAAUUCCCUGCUCUUGGUCAUCAUUAAAACUGAGCGCAGCCUCCAUGAGCCCAUGUAUCUCUUCCUGGCAAUGCUUGGAGCUACAGACAUUGCUCUUAGUACCUGCAUCCUACCCAAAAUGCUGGGAAUAUUCUGGUUUCAUCUGCCACAGAUGUACUUUGAUGCCUGUCUCUUGCAGAUGUGGCUCAUCCACACAUUGCAGUGUAUUGAGUCAGGUAUUUUGCUGGCCAUGGCCCUGGAUCGAUACGUGGCCAUCUGUGAUCCUCUGAGACAUGCAACCAUUUUUACCCACCAAGUUCUCACUCAGAUUGUGGUUGGGGUGACACUCCGAGCAGCGUUCCUUGUAGCUCCAUGUCUCAUCCUCAUCAAAUGCCGGCUGAAAUUCUAUAGGACCACCGUAGUCUCUCACUCAUAUUGUGAGCACAUGGCCAUUGUGAAGUUGGCAGCAGAAGAUGUUCGAAUUAACAAGAUCUAUGGUCUGUUUGUGGCUUUCAGUGUACUUGGACUUGACAUAAUCUUCAUCACACUCUCCUACUUUCAGAUAUUUAUAACUGUCUUCAAUCUGCCACAAAAGGAAGCUAGGCUCAAGGCCUUUAACACGUGCAUUGCCCACAUUUGUGUCUUCCUCGAGUUUUAUAUGCUGGCUUUCUUCUCCUUCUUUACACACAGGUUUGGGUUCCACAUUCCAUCUUACAUUCACAUUCUUCUUUCCAACUUUUACCUACUUGUCCCACCUUUACUCAAUCCUAUUGUUUAUGGGGUAAAGACCAAACAAAUUCGAGAUCGAUUAUUCAAGAUUUUCCUCUGA